GACUGGCUUGCUGCUAGAAACCUGGAGGAAGGAGUUAAAAAGGCCGGGCUGAUGACCGUGGAGACAGAGCUCUGUUUAUCCAGGAAAAGAGGUCGAACGUAGGCAACAGAGGCCCCUGCCAGCUCCUCCCAGAAGAACUGGGCUGGGGGAGCAAGCUGGAGAGGAAGCUGCUCCCCUCUGGGCUCUGAACUCCUGCCAGCCAGAAGCCAGGAACCAGCGCAGCCCAAGGGGGCCCGUGCGCCAGGAGAAAGUGCGCCGUGGUGGACCAACCGGUAUAUGUUCGCCGUAUCACCCACUUCGGGCCCUUUUCUGUCCUCCGCAGGCCUCCGCCAGAACGCUAAAAUCGGACUUUCCCCACCCCCACCCCCACUGCAUGUGGCUUUUGGAGAAAGCCGGCUACAGGCUGGGGCCCCCGGAAUCCAGGCCUCAAUGGGCGCCCUCCAGCCUACUCCCCAAGCGCCGAGCCCCGGGCCCGCCCGCGCGCGCCUGUCCAAACGUCCUCACUCCCGAUCGCAUUCCGCAGUUCUGCAUCCCGCCGCGGCUCCCGGACGCUGGGGGCCCCAAGCCCCUGGCCGGGCGCAGCCUCCCCGCGGCCUGUUCGCUGCCCCACCUGGCAGGCCGGGAAGGCUGGGCCUUCCUGCGCGAGAGCCCGCACACGCGCCGGCGCGAGUCCCUGUUCCACCCGCCGCCGCCGCCGCCCGCCGCCGCCGCCGCCGCCAGGGGGCUUUCCCCAGCGCACGGCCGGUGGCACGUCUCCGCCCCGGACCUGCGCCUCUGCCGGGCCCCCGACAGCGACACGGCCUCGUCGCCCGAGUCGUCGCCCUUCGGCUCGCCGCGGUCAGGCCCCUGCCGACCCCGGCCGCACUCACUGUCCCCGGAGGAGGCGAGCUCGGCCGACACCAGCCCGCACGCGCCGCGCCGCGCGGGGCCGCCGCUCUUCCACCUGGACUUCCUGUGCUGCCAGCUGCGGCCGACCAAGGAGAGCUUGCUGCGCCUCGGACCCCACGGCGGCCAGCUGCGGCUCUCGGCCGAAUACCAGGCCGGGCCCCGGCGGCUGCGCCUGCGCCUGGUGAGCGCGGAGGGCCUGCUGCAGUCGCGGCCGGGCCCCGGGAGCGGCGGUGGAGGCUGCUGCGUGGUGCUGAGGCUGCGGCCGCGCGUCGGUCCGCGGGGCCAACGGAGCCGCGUGGUCAAAUGCAGCGCCAACCCCAUCUUCAACGAGGACUUCUUCUUCGACGGGCUGGGCCCACCAGACCUGGCCGCCCGCAGUCUGAGGGCCAAGGUGCUGGACAGGGGCGCAGGCUUCCGCAGAGACGUGCUGCUGGGGGAGUGUGAGGCGCCCCUCAUUGCCCUGCUGCCCCCCUUGGGCGGGGGGCUGGGUCUGGGGACCUCCCUGGCACCUGCCCAUCUCAGCCUGUAGACUGAGAGACUGUCUCUUCCUCAAAGAGAUCUCCUCUAGGUCUGCGUAUUCUUUC
This is a messenger RNA of Neogale vison (American mink), 1472 nucleotides long. It is a transcript of the gene C2CD4D, whose product is annotated as C2 calcium dependent domain containing 4D. The transcript is spliced from 2 exons. NCBI's taxonomy places the organism in Eukaryota, Metazoa, Chordata, Mammalia, Carnivora, Mustelidae. The record is from RefSeq and is a predicted model, not a curated record. The coding region runs from base 374 to 1417 and encodes 347 amino acids.